AUGCCUAAGGGACCCCCCAACCGUAGGUCUAGCUACCGAGCGCGGCCAUACGAUAACUGGAGCGUUGCCUACAACCAGACUCCUCAGCAAUCGGACUUGGAUCGCCGACCUGAUCCGUGCAAGGAAGAUCGUCACACGGUCCAGCAACCCGUUACCGAGGCCGAGAGAUCGCAGCCCGUCCAAGAUGCCUCAAAGCAACACAACCUUACUGGUACAACGGACGAUAUCGCCGACGACGUCAACACUUGGUCAAACCAGCCUCCCCGUGGUCCCCGCUAUGGGCCUUGGACUCGCGCAUAUGACAGCUAUCGACCCUCCCGCAAUAUAACCAUGGUGGAUAGCAUGGUCCUCCAGUCUAUCGGGCGAACUGGAAGUCGUGCCCCUCCGGGUCUAGCAAUUCACAGUAACAGUCGCGGCGGCGGUACUCAAAUCGACAUCUUUACCAAGGUGCCUAAUACCUCAAAGACUAUCGCCUUCCGCGUAGAAAGCGAAGAAACGCUUAUCCAAGCUUACCGCCAGGUAAAGGCGAUGAACCCUUACGCUUCUGUGGGCGGGAUGAUGUUCAGCGUGGCGCCCAAGCCUGAAUCUCCUUUUACUGAGAUUGACAAUGUUCGCUGGGGAUCCCUGAAUGGGCGACGUAGCUUCGCUUCCCGGUUUACACCUGCUCCCUCGAGAACUGUCCGAAAUGGGAGAACCUGGGCAUUUUAA
Molecule: messenger RNA, 708 nt
Organism: Fusarium poae
Lineage: Eukaryota; Fungi; Ascomycota; Sordariomycetes; Hypocreales; Nectriaceae
Exons: 2
Coding region: 1-708 (235 amino acids)
Source: RefSeq, a predicted model, not a curated record